Culex pipiens pallens (northern house mosquito) is the source of this 2258-nucleotide messenger RNA. RefSeq lists its product as uncharacterized. Bases 404 to 1975 code for a protein of 523 amino acids. The transcript is spliced from 2 exons. The record is from RefSeq and is a predicted model, not a curated record. Lineage: Eukaryota; Metazoa; Arthropoda; Insecta; Diptera; Culicidae.
UUAUUACCAUGCCAUAGUUUCGUAGUUUAUGGACACUCCCUACAAACGUCAUUCAUUCACGCGCGCUUUCUCUUUCUUUCUCACUUUUCAUUCAUUCUGUAUCCGAGUGCCGAGCAGUACAGUCGUGUCAAUAAACGUUAGUUUGUUAAGUUAAUCAAACUUGUUUUAAUUGACUACCAAAUAAAACAUGGUGUCAGAAGCACUCGUGGACUGAAGGUGAUUUCCGGCGUCAUUUGAAAUCGCGGAAAGUGUUCGGCGAGGAAAAGUUCGAUCGAGCGACGAAGAAAAUCAUCAGCGGAAGUGAUCGCGAAGCAGUUGCGCAGUGAAGAGCGAACUUGUUUGAUCCUGUCCAGCGCCAUAUUUUUCUUUAACGUCGUGUCGAGGUGAAGUGUUUUCCCACAAAAUGGAUUCGAAGCAGUUUGCCGAGUUUAUGGGAAAGUUCCAGGAGAUGAUUGGAUCGUUGAAGAAGGCGCCGGCUGCGCCUGUGGAAAGACCGGCGGCAGUGGCAUCGGUUCCUCUUCCGCCCCCGCUGGAACUGGAUGGAGACAUGGAGAGAAACUUCGAUUUUUUCGAAGAAAGUUGGAAGUAUUACGCCAGUGCGGUUGGGAUGGACAAGUGGCCAGAGGCUCAAAACGAGCAGAAAACCAGCAUCCUGCUGUCGGUGGUUGGAACGGAGGCUUUAAAGAAGUAUUUCAACUUCGAACUGACCGCCGUGGAGAAGAAGGACCCGAAGCUGGCAUUGGCGGCGAUCAAGCGGAAGGUUGUACGUGAGCGGAACAAGUUCAUCGAUUGGUUUGAUUUCUUCUCGCUGUCUCAGGGGACGGAGGAAAGAAUCGAUGACUACUUGUGUCGAUUGAAGUCGCAAGCGAAGAUGUGUAAGUUUGGAGUCCUGGAAGAAGAUUUGCUGAAGUACAAGCUCGUCACGUCGAUCAAAUGGUUGAAGCUGCGCACGAAGCUGUUGACGAUGCAGAAUCUGACGGAGGCACAAGCAGUUGAUUUUUGCCGCGCGGAGGAAAUUGCCGAGCAGCACCCGAUUUCCGAGCAACGAAGUGCAAGCGUGAACAAAGUGAAGAAGCAUGCAAAAAACUGCAAGUUUUGUGGCGAAAUGCAUGACUUCACGAAAGGCAGUUGUCCAGCGUUCGGCAAGCGGUGCUAUCGUUGUGGCGGAAAGAACCAUUUCGAAGCAGUGUGCAAGGCAGAGCGUCGGAAGAAGCUAAAGCGGAAGUCUCGUGUGCAGAAAGUGCUUGUGGAUAGCAGUACCGACGGUGACUUGGCGGAGACGGAGUCGACGAGCAGCGAAAGUGCAACAAUCGGAAAAGUUUCCGAUGGAAGUGGUGGGCAUGUUGAAGCUAAUCUGGACAUGUGCAUCGCUGGAAAGUGGCAGUCAGUUCAGUGCGAAUUGGAUACAGGGGCAAACGCCAGCCUCGUGGGACACAGUUGGUUACAGCGGAUGACCGGAAGAGCCCACAGUGAUCUUCAACCGUCGAAGUACCGCCUUCAUGGCUUUGGUGGCGGCGAGAUUCCUGUGAUCGGUCAGACGACUAUCCGUUGUCGGCAAUACGGCCGUAAGUACAACCUGGUCCUACAAGUGGUCGAUGUUGAGCAAGGUCCGUUGCUAUCUGCGCACGUGUGUCGCACUUUGGGCUUCUUGGAGUUCGGCAAAAUGACUCGCGUCAACAUGCCGGUUUCUACCAAGCGCAGCAUCUGCCGCAUUGAAGCUCAGUGUGUAGGUAGCGUUGCCGGGCAAGAUCGUCAACCAACAAGAACGCGCUGUGAUCGUACGACAGGCGGCCCGCGGCAGCCGCAGACGGAUGAUCCAGUCCGCGCACGGCGAACCACGAAUGGUGCUAGCUGUGGUCUUGGCCGCUACACGAAGUUUUCGAGACUUGUCAUCAAGCUUUUUGCCUCUAGCAGUCACACAUCAUCCGAACAAGCUCCAGUGGUCUUCAGAAACAUCCAGCAUUUUGUGGUUUAGUUUUAGUUCUUUAUUUUUAGUUACACAUUAACCUCAUUCUCAAGCACAGUUCUAUUUAGUUUUCUUUUUGAUAAAACAGGGAAGAUGUUGUAUUACGUUAUUUAUUACCAUGCCAUAGUUUCGUAGUUUAUGGACACUCCCUACAAACGUCAUUCAUUCACGCGCGCUUUCUCUUUCUUUCUCACUUUUCAUUCAUUCUGUAUCCGAGUGCCGAGCAGUACAGUCGUGUCAAUAAACGUUAGUUUGUUAAGUUAAUCAAACUUGUUUUAAUUGACUACCAAAU